This is a messenger RNA of Daldinia vernicosa, 1345 nucleotides long. Its product is annotated as NAD(P)-binding protein. The coding region runs from base 276 to 1136 and encodes 286 amino acids. Gene Ontology annotation, molecular function: triacylglycerol lipase activity; acylglycerone-phosphate reductase (NADP+) activity. Gene Ontology annotation, biological process: triglyceride catabolic process; phosphatidic acid biosynthetic process. The transcript has 3 exons. NCBI's taxonomy places the organism in Eukaryota, Fungi, Ascomycota, Sordariomycetes, Xylariales, Hypoxylaceae. Gene Ontology annotation, cellular component: lipid droplet; endoplasmic reticulum. The record is from RefSeq and is a predicted model, not a curated record.
GAGGGACGUUGCUUACAUAUCUCACGAUCGGCGCUAUUUUCAGUGCCAAGACCUGUCUUGUUUGCCGUUUAGGGAAUCGCGGCUAAGAAUUGGCGGGGGUGGGAAGGCCGCGACUCAGAUUCAUACCACUUACAACCUGUAAGCAUCGGACAACUUCACAGGAGCUAUUCUCAAAUUUAUUUCUAUAAAAGCCUCAAGAAUUCCUAUUAAUAUCAUGGCAUCUACACUUCCAGAUUCCCUAUUAACCAAGUUUCAUUUCUUAGCUAUAAUAUACAAUGUCUCUACGGAAAUCGGUCUUGAUCACCGGCAGCUCCGGAGGCAUCGGUGCAGCAUUAGCUGAGGUCUUCCGCGAAAAGGGCUACCACGUUUUUGCAACUGCACGAAAUCCAUCAAAAAUUCCACCUACUCUUUCCAGUGCGGCGAAUGUCACGGCUCUAACUCUCGACGUACUAUCGUCAGAGUCGAUUUCUGCUGCUGUUGAGAGUGUGAAAAAAGAAACUGGCGGCACACUCGACAUCCUAAUCAAUAACAGCGCCGGGAUCAAAAUUUUACCAGCUCUAGAUACGUCUAUUGAAGAUGGUAAAAGAUUAUUUGACCUCAAUUUCUGGGCGCCGUUCGCUAUGCUUCAAGCCUUUGCCCCUCUCCUAAUCGAGGCCAAAGGAUGCAUUGUGAAUAACUCGUCUGCGAGUGCUUAUUCCCCUAUGGCGCUUUCGAGUGUCUACAAUAGUUCGAAAGCUGCUCUUGCCAUAGCCAGCGAGACGUGGCGUCAUGAACUCCAACCUCUCGGAGUUCGGACCGUUACUCUCAUUACCUGUGCCGUGAAGACUGGGUCCUUUGAUAAAUACCAGAGAGACGAACUACCCGCGUCUUCGAAGUAUUACGGCAUUCGGGAUUUCAUCUAUAGUCUUAGUGACGGCCGGCUUCAAGACGGUGCUAUCAGCUCGAGGCAGUAUGCAACUAAGGUUGUUAGAGAGAUCGAAGGCGGCUCUACUGGGGUAGUUUGGGCCGGUACCCACGCACUCCUGCUUCGGCUAUUAUGUUGGUUACUACCCAAGUCACUUUUUGAUAUGGUGGUACAGAGUGUCGUGCCUAUUUCUAGCGAGAUGGCCAAAGCUGAGCGGAAGAAGAAAGUCUAAUCAAAGAUAAGCUGUAUACAUGCAACUGCGUACUUAACCCUUUGAUAGGGAGGAGUAAUGGCUUAAUUCCAAUUGCACUAUUUCUAUUCUUGCUCUAGUAGAUACCCUAGGCCUAGGUAUCUAGACUUAGAUCGUCAUAUUGUAAGGUUGUACAAGUAGCAUGUAAACAAUAUUAUUCAUGUAUAAACACGAUUGGACAUAUAAGGUGC